AUGGAGGAUCACUCUGCGAAUGCUGUCGUCAAUCGCAAUGAACCAAUUCCCGUCAUUUCUCCCCGGAGUCGAGCAGAGAGCGUGAGCAGUACCACCUCUACUACGAAUAAUGCGCAGCACAAACAUAAGAGAUCCGGGUCCACCUCUGGACGUUCGAUACAAGAUCGACUGUUUACCAAAUUUCUCCAGCAGAUGUUCCCGGUAGAGGAAAAUGGCGACAAUGAACCCGUACUAUCAGGCGACAAGCCCGCAGCAGCUGUCGACCCCAAGCGACCUGCCUUUAGCUUACCUUUGAUGACACAAAACUUCCGUCGAUUUAACGCAAGAAUCGGCAUAGUAUUCUCCCUCCAGAAUCAAAUCGAGCGUCUACUCAACUGGCGCAAAGCGUCCCAUACCAUUUCCUUCCUCGUUGUCUACUCCUUCGUCUGUCUCGAUCCUCAUAUCCUCGCGAUUCUUCCUAUUGCUGCGAUUCUUGUCUAUGUCAUGGUUCCUGCCUUCCUCGCCCGCCAUCCUCCGCCUCCCUCCUCAUCCACGUCCAGCACUACUCCGUACUACUCCUACGAAGGCCCUGCGCUAGCUCCUCCAAAAACAAUUGAGCCGGCAUCCGAGACAUCCAAAGAUUUCUUUCGCAACCUGCGUGAUCUUCAGAACUGCAUGGCCGAUUUCUCUGAUCUGCACGAUGGAAUCAUCUCCAUGUUCGCCCCGGUCACAGACUUCUCCAACGAGAAGUUGGCUUCAGUGAUGUUCCUCUUAUUAACUGUUACCGCAGUGCUUUUAUUCCCAGCAGCGCAUCUCCUCCCCUGGAGGUACAUUAUCCUCGUGGGUGGCAACGCGGUCGUUCUAUCCAAUCAUCCAGGCAUCCAGGACUUCUUUCGAAAUCUCGCGAAUGACUUCCUAAAUGAGACAACGGGCGAACCAACGAUGUUAGAGAAAGAGGCGCAGGACCUACUUGGAAUUUCCUUGCCAUCGAGUCCGUACGCAACCAUGUCUGCCCUGGGACCGUUGGCUGAGAUCUCCUUGGAUUCAUAUACGGAGGAGCGCGAGGUGGAAAUCUUCGAACUCCAGUAUUGGUCCCCCGAGCCGUAUGCUGAAUCACGAUGGGAGCAUUUCCUCUUCAGUUCCGUUCCCCAUGAUCCACUCUCGCCAGCCCGCAUCGCAGGGGACCGUCCUCGGGGAUGUCGAUUCUUUGAAGAUGUACAACCACCCUCCGGCUGGGCCUGGAAAAACAAAAAAUGGGAAUUGGAUCUGGACUGUCGUGAGUGGGUUGUCGAGCGUAUGAUCACUGGUGUCGGAUUUGAGAUCCCCGGAAGUGAAGCAGACGGUACCGGAUCCAGCGAGGUCGGAGGCUGGGUGUGGGAUCUGCCUAUGAAAACUAAUCGCGAUGGCUCAUCUACUUACGAUCACGAUCCAACACCAAUAUCGAACGGGGAGAAGAGAAAGAACCCACCGCACAAGCGAAACGGGAAAAAGGGACCAGAUUGGGAGGAAGGAAGUGUAGGGUCCUAUGGAAUUGGCGAAUGGCGAAGGCGACGAUGGGUUCGGAUUGUGCACCGGGUUAGCGUGGAAGAUGGUAAGAAGUAA
Aspergillus glaucus CBS 516.65 is the source of this 1581-nucleotide messenger RNA. RefSeq names its product PEX28-32 family peroxisomal membrane protein. NCBI's taxonomy places the organism in Eukaryota, Fungi, Ascomycota, Eurotiomycetes, Eurotiales, Aspergillaceae. Bases 1 to 1581 code for a protein of 526 amino acids. Gene Ontology annotation, cellular component: peroxisomal membrane. The transcript is spliced from 3 exons. Gene Ontology annotation, biological process: peroxisome organization. The record is from RefSeq and is a predicted model, not a curated record.